Zonotrichia leucophrys gambelii is the source of this 2413-nucleotide messenger RNA. Its product is annotated as tRNA N(3)-methylcytidine methyltransferase METTL2-like. The coding region runs from base 59 to 1162 and encodes 367 amino acids. The transcript is spliced from 9 exons. The record is from RefSeq and is a predicted model, not a curated record. Lineage: Eukaryota; Metazoa; Chordata; Aves; Passeriformes; Passerellidae. Gene Ontology annotation, molecular function: tRNA (cytidine-N3)-methyltransferase activity.
CCUCCUUCGGGUCGGACCGCGUGGGGCCGCUUCCGCUUCCGGCGCUGCCCGGCCCCUCAUGGCGGCGCCCUGCGAGGCCGGGGAGCGGCGGCCUUUCGGGAGGCGGCUCCUCACUGACCCCUCCCGGCUUUUCCAGCACAACGCCUGGGAUAAUGUGGAAUGGUCAGAAGAGCAGGAAGCCAGUGCCAGGAGUAAAGUUCAAGAAAACAGCUCACAACUAUUGCCACAAGACAAACAAGAGGAAUAUGAGGUAAAUGCUAAGAAAUACUGGGAUGACUUCUAUAAAAUCCACGAAAAUGGCUUCUUCAAGGACAGGCACUGGCUGUUCACUGAAUUUCCUGAGCUGGCACCUCACAGGAACUCAAGCCAAAAUGGAGAUUCUGUGCAUGGAUUUAGUAACAAAGAAGAAUCCAAAAAGGAAGGGCUGGGAAGCUGUGAAAUUUGCCAUUGCUCGUUGGAAACCAGGACAGAGAGACAGUUAAACCUGAUAAAAAGCCCACCUGGAGGCCACACGGAGGAGUUGGCUGCACAGAAAAGCAGUGAUGGGCAUUACCCAGGAGCAGCUGCAUCUUACCGGAUAUUAGAGGUUGGCUGUGGGGCUGGGAAUACAGUCUUCCCAAUUUUACAAACCAACAAUGACCCAGGCUUGUUCGUUUAUUGCUGUGAUUUUUCUACAGCAGCUGUGGAUCUUGUCCAGAACAAUGCAGAAUAUGAUUCUUCUCGCUGCUUUGCAUUUGUCCAUGACCUGUGCAAUGACCAAAGUCCUUUCCCAAUGCCAGAGGAGAGUCUUGACAUUGUUAUUCUUAUCUUUGUCCUCUCAGCAAUUCUCCCAGAGAAAAUGCAGUGCAUUGUGACCAGACUGAGUCGCCUUCUGAAACCAGGAGGAAUGAUCUUGUUGCGAGAUUACGGCCGUUAUGAUCUUGCCCAGCUUCGGUUCAAGAAAGGUCAAUGUCUGUCUGAUAACUUCUAUGUAAGAGGUGAUGGCACCAGAGUCUACUUCUUUACACAAGAUGAGUUAGAUCAUCUGUUCACCACAGCUGGGCUGGAAAAAGUCCAGAAUCUGGUUGAUCGGCGAUUGCAAGUGAACCGUGGGAAGCAGAUGACGAUGUAUCGGGUGUGGAUCCAGUGCAAGUACUGCAAACCCAGCACCCUUCAGCCAUGAGGCAUGUGGACUGUGGGCUGGAGCCUCUUCAUCUCCUCCUUGGUGACAUGUGUGUGAUGCCAUUCUGCACACCCAUGACCUCAGUGCCUUGUACCAUGCCUGGCAUCACUUCAAGUGAGUUUUGCUAAGGAUCAAUGCCCUGAGAGUAGAGCAAGCAUUUUAGAUGUCAUAGAAUCACAGAAUAUACUGAGUUGGGAAGGACCUGUGAAGAUCAAGUCCAACUCCUGGCCCUGCACAAGACACCCCAACAAUUCCACCCUGUGCCUGAGCACAUUGUCCAAACACUCCUUGAGUUCUGGAAGCUUUGGGCGGUGACCCAUUCCCUGAGGAACCAGUUCAGUGCCCAGCCACCCUUUGUGGGAAGAACCUUUUCCUGAUAUCCAGCCUAAUCCUCCCUGGACACAGCUGUACCAUUUUCUCAAGUCCUAUCCCUGGUCAGGAGAGUGAAGAGAUUGGUUCCUGCCCCUCUGCUAUCCCUCAGGAGAAUGUUGAAGAUCCCAGUGAGGUCUGACCUCAGUCUCCUCCAGCUGAAUAGACCAAGUGCCCUCAGCCAGUCCUCAUAUGGCUUCCCCUCAAGGCCCUUCACCAUUCUCAUGGCCCUUCUUUGGAUGGUCUCUCAUGGCCUAAUGUCUUCUUUAUAUUGUGGUGCUCAAAACUGCCCCCAGCACUGGAGGUGGGGCUGCCCCAAAGCAGAGUAGGACAAUCCCCUGCCUGACCAGGAAUGCUUUACCUAAUGCCCCAGGACACAGAUGUCCUUCCUGGUGCCAGGACACUGCUGACUCAUGUUCAACUUGCCAUGGACCAAGACUCCCAAGUCCCUUCCUCAGCCGCUCUCAGCCUCAUUCCCCAGUCCACCCACACAUCGAGGCUUGCCCCUUCCCACAUGCAGAAUCCAGCACUUCCCCUGUUGAACUUCCCACAAUUGGUGAUGCCCAUUUCUCUGAUUUGUCAAGGUUUCUCUGGAGGCCCUCUCUGCCCCUGAGAGACUUGACAGCUCCUCCCAGUUCAGUGCAGACAGCAAACUUCCUAAGUAUUCCUUCAAGUCCUGCAUCCAGGUCAUUAAUGUGGAUGUUGAAGAGCACAGGCUUGAGAAGAUGCCCUUUAAGUGUCAUGCUACUGGUCUGCGUUUUAAAAAUUAUUUAUGGUUUUAUUCUAAGAGAUGGUCAUGGUGUCUUACAGCAGCUGAGCAAGUUGAGUAGCUACUUGCUCAUACUCUGGAUUUCCACAUGAAACAGGAGAGCUCUGACCUUG